Messenger RNA from Nothobranchius furzeri (turquoise killifish), 10151 nucleotides. It is a transcript of the gene scyl1, whose product is annotated as SCY1-like, kinase-like 1. Lineage: Eukaryota; Metazoa; Chordata; Actinopteri; Cyprinodontiformes; Nothobranchiidae. The record is from RefSeq and is a predicted model, not a curated record. Gene Ontology annotation, biological process: protein phosphorylation. Gene Ontology annotation, molecular function: ATP binding; protein kinase activity.
GUCAAGUUGUGUACUCAGCAGGCCUUCCUUUCUUGGACCACCACAUUGAUACAGAUCAGCUACAUCUACCUCUUAACCCAAAAGCAGUGAGUUAAUGCAUGAAAUGUACAUGUGGUGUAACUAUCCUGUACAUUAGUCCUAGCAUUAAAGCUAUUUCUUACUGCAAUAGUUUGAAAAUUUGGGGAGGGGGGAGGGGUGUUAAAAUGUGUCUGGAGUUUCUCUUUUCACAGGCCUGACCCCCCUAAAGCAGAUCAUGGAAAGAAUUCCUGGUUCUUGCUACUCUGUACUGGUUGAGCCCAUCUUGCGUACUAUAGUGCUUUGGAUCAGGAUCGUGUGCAUCUCCUGUGCUUUAACAAGGUGUAGGAAGGUAUAAGUAAAAAAUCAAUGGACUUUUUUAAAGCUUUCUAUUUUGGUGCACAUUUUAAAAUGGGUGGUUGUACACGUUUACAUACCAUUUGGGAGGGGUGGGUUGUGGGGCGUUAAUCAGUCUCUUCCUAGACUUCACAGCUUCACGUUGCCCAAUGCCAAAUGGCUUGAAUAGGAAGCAUCCAGGUGAACCUGACAAGAUUCAAGUGGACACUUUCCAAACAAGAUAGCAACCCACUUAGUCUUCCAGCCUUCAGAGGCCCCUUUUGCCCAAGGGAUUGUGGUAACCAGUCUCUUUUUUAGAAGCCAAUGCAAUUUUGUACAACUUCCAUUGUUUUGUGGGAGGGGUUGUGUAUUUUUGACUUUUGCAGAUUUUAUAUAAAGGCCCUACCAACAAAUCUACAUUCAAGUCCGCACCUAGACUUCAGGAAGGAUUCUUCGUUCAGGCUUGCGGUAUUUCUCAAAUGGCUUCCAUAUUCUGUGAAAUGUAUUCUAUCCGUUAUAAGGGAAGUAUUUGUUCUGUAUAGCUUCAUUGUUUGGGGAAAGGUGGUUUUGUGGGGAGAAGGCUUCUUUCUUUGCAUUUUUCAGUGUGCUGUUCCCUGUAUCCAAGACCAGCAGGAACUCCUAACUCAUUGUAUGUACAAGUUUCCUUGCGCAUCGAGCAUCACGUAAGCUCACUAAAUGUGUUCACAUUUAUCGUAACAUUCAUUGUUCUGGCUAGAUGCCUUCAUUGCAAUUCCUUUGCAAUUAGUUGCUGUGCCUUGUAUUGACAAUACAAUGAGUGAACUAUCUGUAAAGGAUUUUAUUUUUGCAUAAUAAAUGCAUAGCUUUGUUGUGAUUGAAUACAGUUUUGGUAUGCAUUUGUUCUUUUGGGAGGGGCUUGUGUGGGGAGCUUUUCUUGUGCUUUUUCAGGUUUGACUAAGGCUUGGAGCUUUGUAGAGCACGGAUGUGACCUGGGCUCAGUGACCCUUUUUGAAAGCGGAAAUUGAAAGCAGAUAAGUUGCAUCCAUCAAAUGAAUAUUGGAAAGCAGAAAAUCUUUUCUUACCAAGUCACUUGUGUCAAGUGUACUUACUCUUGAAAGCCAUUUGCUGUACUUGAUAGUAGAAAAAUCUGAGCUUUCUUAAGUCUUAAAAGGACGAUUUGAUGGAGCUUCAUUAAACUUGACAUUAUCUGCAGUAAAGCAUUUGGGUAAGGAUAACAACAGUCAGUUCUACGAUACUGUGGGGAGGGGCUGGGGUCUCUAUCUUUUUUUAAUCUUACAGAAAAGGUCCCAAAGGAUGAAUGCAGUCUUCCUAGGACAACUCGAGAGUCUUCAGCCCUUUGAACUUGACUGACAAGCAGUUUGAACAGGAAGGGUCAGGUUGUUGAGUUUUUGAAUAGUUAGCCAUCAGCUUCUGGCCCUUGUGCAACUGUGCAUGUGGCAGUUUAAUUACAUUUCACUUAUAAAUGCGCAACUGUGCAUUGUUUCUAAAUUGAAGGAGCUGAGGAAAGCUGUGCAUUGUGCAGCUUUAAUUUGGUUUGCAAUGCAGCGCAAAUGUGCUGCUUAAGUCUAGUCCGCAUAUUGUUUGGGCAUAUCCCUACACUUCUCUUCACAGAAAUCGCAAUACACGACUGGUUCAAGCACAAGCGAAGUCCUCCAGCCUGGCGCAUGUAGUAAGAUGUUGGCUUUUCUUGUGAACAUCAAUGCAAUGUGUAGUUGACAAAAUGACAUCAUGGAACUGGCUCUGUGUUAACCUAAAAUCAUCAGUAACAAUGCUUUACUAGUAUAUUCCUCUUUGGCCUUGGGGCCCUAUUGCUUUGCAUCUUAAGACCACGAGUAGUGCACAACUCUAUUGUGUCAAAUGUGUGGUGGGUGUGUUGUGUAGAUCACUUUGUUUCAGAUCAUUCUCGCCUGUCCCCUCCGAUCUCGCCUGCCUCUGAAUGCAAAGUCAUCUGUGGAAGCUGUCCGCGAAUAUGAGUGUGACACCCUGAAUGACGUACCAAUCCCCCGUGUGCUUGAGCUGAAAUCUGAACCCCUGGCGUCCGUCGCGAAGCCCUGCUCUCUUUGUGCCUUUUUCUUUUUCUUCUGGUUUCUUAGGUCAAAAUUGCCAAUAUUUCUUUAUUUUGUCAUCUGGGAUGGCCUAACCUGUGAUGGAAAACUGAGAAUUCCGCAUUUUAAGAUCAACCACUGCAAGCUUGUUUCUAAUACUGCAUCACUUCAGUUUCGUGGGUGCCAAGUUAAGUGAUUUAUUUUUUUUGGUUCCCUUAUUUAUUUUUCCCUUAAUCCUAUCAUGGCUUUAAUGUGUAACAAAUGUUGCAUGCACCUCGGCUCUGCAUAACAUUAAUUUUGUGUAACAAUAUAAUUUUCAUUAAGUCGUUGUCAAGCAUUGCAUUAGUGUAUGGUAUGGGGCGGGGGGGUACAACCCUUGUCUUUCUCUCCCUUUCAGAUUUUUCAUGCAGCUAAACUUACUUCUGAGCCAUACAAGUUAGUCUUCGGUGAAGUCGUGGGAUGACUUUGGUACCGCGAGCAUCUAGGGAUCAAUCGGUCUUUAAAUGUGCACUUGAGCCUCACUGAGGAGCGAUAGAGGUGGUAAAUGCUGCAUCGGCUGUGGUAAAUGACCAUUUUGACAUAUUUCCCGUUGUAGAAUGGGGUUGUCAAGGGGGGAGGGGGGUGGUUUAAAUUGUCCUCUUCUUUCCAUUGCAGCUCUAGAAGUGCUCAGUUCACCCUCGAGUCCUGCUGAAAUGCAGACGGAAACUGCUUUAUGACCAGGGAUGCUGGUAUCACGGCUUUGUUAAUGAUAUUCGUGGACCAUAUAACACUGUUCUGGGAAAUGCUGGGAUUGGGGACUGCCGAUUGUUUUGUCUUCUAGUUUCAGACCCAUGAUCGAGAAAGUCAACGCAGUGACAUGUUUAGCAGCCAGGCCUUGGUGGUUUUCUUUUCCUGGAGGAACAAACUUUGUUCCCCCAGGUUUUGCUUUUGCCCAACAAUAGUAUUUAUAAAAAAAAGCAAAAGACUCCGGUGGUGGCACUUCUGACUUGUCAGAACGGGGUUCAAUUCCCUGCGGUGUCUUGCUUUUGGUGUGCCACUUGGGUAAAGCUGCUGGCUAUCACAACUAAGUCUUAAAAGUAGUAAUAUGGGACAUUAUCUGUUUUAAAAAAAAUAUAUCCAUGGGGUGUUUAGAGGUGUUGAGAAUUAAAAAAAUUCCUUUUAAAAGCUUUAUUAAAAAAACUCAUUUUGACUGGGUUUGUUUACGCCUACCAGCCACUAGAAGACACUGUUGCGCUAAAAAUUCUGCUCUGCAAGGAGAGUCUGGGACUGUGUAAAAUGAUCCUGAGCCUGCAAGAUGUUCGGAUAAAUAGUAGAAAUUGGUACACGACACCAGUGCCUGGUACACUAACAUCAAUAUCAUACUCUUCAUGUGUGCAAUACCAGAUUUGCAUACUGUCCCUUUAAGGAAUGCAGCAUUGUUCUAGAACCCGUUUAAAAAUAAAGUAGUUGAAGAUUUGAGUACUGGCUUCCUGUCUGUGUAUAUACAUGUACUUCUGUUACUAAGUGUUGGUGCUGCUGUAAUAAGUGAAUUUCCCCACUGGGAUCAAUAAAGUAUUUAUUCUAAUGAUCAAAGUUUUCCCACUCUACAAAUUACACGUUUAUCAAGAUUUCAGAAUGUUCAAAGUUCUCAAUGAGACGGCUGUAUUUUGGUUUUUAGCAAUGUUUAGCAAACGCCAGAUUAUUUGGUAGAAGUGUUGCAGUGUGAAAUAGUUGCAGCCUAAUGCAGCUGGUUGUGUGCUGCAAAAAAUGCAGAUUUCCUUUUACAUGACAAAUAAAAUGCACUUUUUACCAUCAGCUGCACAAAAUUAUGCCUAAUUUCUAUAUUCUCAAUACACAGGUUUUAAAAUGUAUACUUUUUUUUCAUUGUACAUUUUUUCCUUUUUAUCUAGGUCUCCUUUGAAAAGGUUUUUAAUCUCAAUGGGACUUUCUUCCUGGCUAAGAAUGAAUAAAACAAAGUCAAAGUUAUUGUGGAUCUACUUGGUUGUACUGAGGUAUUCUAGACCGUAGCCAAAGCAAAUCGAUUUGGCAAGCAAGCGGCGGGGGACCGUACAGUAACGGGAAUUUUGUAGUCUCAUCGGCGUCUAUGUGCUGUUGUCCUGUUUUAAAUUCACCCAUCACCUGUAGGCACCAGAACAUUUAGUGACAAUGAGUUUUUAACUUUUAUUUGGAUUAUUGCUUAAUUGGUUUGGUUAAACUUCAGCUAUAAGAACAUGACUAGCAGCUUGGUAGUUUUCUUUUUCUGCCAAUAUAACCAAAUUUUCUAUGCAGUCUAAAUGGCCUCAUACAUUUUUGAUCAUUUAAUCAAUGUAAAGUCAGAUGUUUGCCAGGCUAGAUAUUGGAGUGCUCCUAACCUUUGUUUAAUUAUAGGUUUUUACUUAAUUUAUAUAGCACCUUUUACAGAAGAAAACUUUCACAACAUGAUUGAUGAAUAAAGAUAACAUCAGAAUCUGAAGGGUUCUCUUGCCAUAUGGGUGAAAAUCACUACAUCCGGUAAUUGGUGCAAAAAAAGAAAGCUAAAAAUAAGAGAAACCGUGUCUGAUUGUUGAAAAUGUCCAGACUGACGUAAAAAUAAAGGAAGUUUAUUCUAAAGUCGACAGGAAAAAGCAUCACUUUAAUAUCUAGUCUAAGAACCUCUAGAAGAUUCUGGUUUGUGAACCUGAGGGCUCAGAUUGAAGUGCUUGGCUUUUACAGUUCAGUACAAGGAUCUUGACCAUGUAGAGCCCUGAAAGGUAUUGACAGUACAGUGACAUCAAAAUGGACUUACACUUUUUUAAAUGGACUUACAUGUCCCUUUUUUCUACAAUGGGCCUAAUAUAGUACAUUAUGAAAAAUGACCUGCACUUGUGGUCCUAUUGAAAAAGGACCACAGAGUGUGUUCCAACUACAGAGGGAUUACACCCCUGGUAAGGAGGGUCUCAGAUUGUCAAACCUCAGAUUCAGGAGAAGCAGUUUGGUUUUCAUCCUGGCUGUGGAACACUGGACCAGCUAUAUACCCCUAGGAGGAUCCUGGAGGGUGUGUGGGAGUUUGCCCAACCAAUCUACAUGUGUUUUCUGGAUUUGUAGAAGACAUUUGACCAUGCCCCUGUGGGGGAUACUUCAGAAGUAUAGGGUACCUGGCCCUCUGAUACUGGCUGUUAGGUCCCUGUAUGACCGGUGGCAGAGCUUGGUUCGCGUUGCCGGCAGUAAUUGGAGCUCGUUUCUGGUUAGAGUUGGAUUCUGCCAAUGCUGCCCUUUUUCACCAAAUCUGUUCAUAACUUUUAUGGACAGCUUGGAUUUCUAGGCGCAGCCAAAGGGUUGAGGGGAUCUGUUUUGGUGGCCUAAGGAUCAGGUCUGCUUUUUGCAGAUGAUGUGGUCCUGUUCAUCAGACAAUGAUCUCCAGUUUCUGCUGGAGUGAGUCGCAGCCGAGUGUGAAGCGACUGGCAUAUGAAUCAGUUCCUCGAAAUCCGAGACCAUGGUCUUGAAUCACAAAAGGGUAGAAUGCCUUCUUGGGGUCAGAGAUCAAGUCCUGCCUCAAGUGGAGUGAAGCAUCUCAGGGUCUUGUUCAUGAGCAAGGGAAAAAUAGAGUGUGAGAUCGAUAGGUAGAUUGGUGCGGCCUCUGCAGUGAAGCAGAUGUACUGAUCUGUCGUGAAGAGAGCUGAGCCGGAAGGCAAAGCUCUCCAUUUAUUGGUCGAUCUACGUUCCUACCCUCACAUAUGCUCACAAGCUUUGGGUAGAACAAGAUCGCUGAUACAAGCGGCUGAAAUGAGUUGGGCUCUCCCUUAGAAAUAGGGUGAAAAGCUCAGUCAUCCGGGAGGAGAUCAGAGUAGAUCCACUGCUCCUCCAUGUUAAGAGGAGCCAGUUGAGGUGGCUCGGGCAUCUAGUUAGGAUGCCUCCUGGAUGCCUCCCUGUUGAGGUUUUCCGGGCACAUCCAACUGGGAGGAGACCCAAUGGAAGACCCAGGACAUGCUGGAGGGACUUGACUUCUGCCCCAGCAACCCAACAUGCGGCUGAAUAUGGGUGGAUAUAUGGACUUGUAUAGCACCUUUCUGUGUUAGUGGACUCCAAAGCACAGUAUUAUUCAUCCAUUCACACCCUGGUGGCGAUGAGCUACAUUGUAGUUACAGCUGCCCUUGGGCUCACUGACAGAGGUGGAGGCUUCCUAGAACAGGCGCCAUCAUUACCUCCAACCACCACCAACAGGAAAGGUAGGUUAAGCGUCUUGCCCAAGGAAACAACAGCAGCAUUCUCUGGGCCGUGAUUGAACCCUCAACCUUUCGAUUACUGGACAACCCGCUCUACCACCCAGAGCUGCUGGUGCAACAUUUUAACUUUUUAAUUUGAUUUGAAGGCUUUUUUUAUUUUUGUAUUAAUGUUUUUUCGUUCAGAAAUUCAUUUUCAUGGAAUUCACAUUAAUAUGUCAAAGUUUUGAGGCCCGUCUAAAACCGGAACCUAUCUGCAGAAACGGAUCCUACGGACUAAUUUUCAAGCGUGCCAAUUUGCAGUUCCUAGGUCCAGUUAGCAUCACCUGCAGCGGUAGUUUGUGCUGGUGUUGUGCGUGUUUGAUGAGGUUUGGAGGGAAGGAAAAUGUGGUCGUUUUUUGCCAGGGAUCCCGUAAAAGACUUUGCUUAUGAAAUUCUCCCGGACAGCCCAGAGAAGUCAGGAAUAUGGACGCUACAUCGCGGGAAACGAAAGACUACAGGAGAUCCAGUGUCUGUGUUUGUCUACGAGGUGUCUCAGGGGACAGAGCAGCAGACACAGCUGGCCAAAGCUGCCUUCAAACGAAUGAAGACCCUGCGUCACCCAAAUAUCCUGGCUUAUGUGGAUGGACUGGAGACGGACAAGAGUCUUUACUUGGUGACUGAGCAGGUGACUCCUCUGGCAGUUCACCUGAAGGCCCAAGCAGAGACGGGCGGCUCUGGAGAGCUGGAGGUGUCCUGGGGAAUGCAUCAGAUAGUGAAAGCUGUGAGUUUCCUGGUCAACGACUGCCACCUGCUUCAUAACAACCUGGGCAUUUGGGCUGUGUUUGUGGAUCGGGCCGGGGAGUGGAAGCUAGGGGCCCUCGAUCAUGUGACCCCAGAGCAGGGCGACCCCAGCGGGGUUUCUCUUCCCAGCCCCAAAGCGGUUAACCCGGACAUGGAGAAGUAUGACCCACCUGACACGUCCAACAGCGGAGCCGAGAAAUGGGCCGGGGAGGUGUGGCGAUUAGGCUGUCUGAUCUGGGAGGUGUUCAACGGGCCACUAACUCGAACAUCCGCCCUCCGUUCUUUAGGAAAGAUCCCCAAAUCACUGGUCCCCCACUACUGUGAGCUGGUUGGAGCCAAUCCCCGGGCACGUCCAAACCCAGCUCGCUUCCUCCAGAACUGUAGAGCACCUGGAGGAUUCCUCAGCAACAGCUUUGUGGAAAGCAACCUUUUUCUGGAAGAGAUCCAGAUUAAGGAACCUGCGGAGAAGCAGCAGUUUUUCCAGGACCUGAAUGAAAAUCUGGACUCGUUUCCUGAAAACUUCUGUAAGCACAAAGUUCUCCCUCAGCUGCUCACCGCCUUUGAGUUUGGUAACGCGGGCGCCGUCAUCCUCACACCGCUCUUCAAGGUGGGGAAGUUCCUGUCUGCAGAAGAAUACCAACAGAAAAUCAUUCCCGUUAUAGUGAAGAUGUUCUCCUCCACAGACCGAGCCAUGAGGAUACGUCUUCUGCAGCAGAUGGAGCAGUUCAUUCAGUAUCUGAACGAGGCUGCAGUUAAUUCCCAGAUUUUUCCUCAUGUUGUUCACGGAUUCACCGACACCAACCCUGCCAUCAGAGAACAGACCGUUAAGUCGAUGUUACUGUUGGCGCCCAAACUGAACGAGACCAACCUGAACCAAGAGCUGAUGCGGCACUUCGCCCGGCUGCAGGCCAGAGACGAGCAAGGCCCCAUCCGCUGCAAUACCACCGUUUGUCUGGGAAAGAUUGCCUCCUACCUUAACGCUGGGACUCGAGAGCGAGUUCUGAUUUCAGCCUUUUCGCGAGCCACUAAAGACCCGUUUCCUGCAUCCCGCUCAGCUGGUGUGCUGGGCUUCGCUGCUACACACAACUAUUACAGCGUAACCGAGAUCGCCGGCCGAAUCCUGCCCACCCUCUGUGCUGUAACCGUGGACCCUAACAAGAACGUCAGAGAUCAGACAUUUAAAGCCAUCAAGAGCUUCCUUUCCAAACUGGAGGCUGUUUCAGAAGAUCCAAACAAGCUGUCUGAGAUCGAGAAGGACGUGGGGUCGUGUGCUCAGCCUGCAGGAGCCUCCUCCAGCUGGGCCGGCUGGGCGGUGACCGGCAUGUCCUCGCUAACCUCUAAACUGAUCCGCAACACUCCUGGAGCAGACGGGGGGUCAGCGUCGGACAGCAGUGGGCCGGCCAGUACAACCAAUCAAGCCAGUGCCACAGAUGAAGAAUCAACUACAAACAAAGAAGAUACAAUUCCUCGAGCCUCCGUGACUCACCACGAUGCAUCUGGUCGCACAAACACGUCCCAGUCCCAUCAGUUCACAGACCAGGAUGAUGAGGCGGCUGGAGAGCGCUGGGAUGACGAGGAGGACUGGGGGAGUUUGGAGGAGCCAGAGAAAACGCUCAGCGAUGACUGGAACACCAAUUGGCCGGGGACAGCGUCGUCUAAGAAGAAGGGCAACAGCAGAGGAACAGGCCGCUCGUCGUCCGCCAUGGCAGUGAAGACACAGAGCUCAGACUGGAGCAGCUCAGGCUGGGACGCUGAUGAUAGCUGGUCCAAUGAGAAAGAAGGCCAGGGUCAGAGCUCUGCAGGCGAGGAGGGCUGGGGCAAUGACUGGGGGGAGGAGGAGACAGACGUGACCUCCACCAGUACGAUGCUAGACCUGCCCGAAGGUGUGAGGUUAGCCAGCGAGUACAACUGGGACAGCUCGGGGAAAGGAGUCACGCAGAACGAUCUGUUUGCUAGUGUGUCCCAGAGGAGCGCUGCUGCUAACACAACUGGUGACGGUUGGGUCUCCGAGGCUGUAGGAGACUGGGGGGCUGAGGAGAGUUGGGAGUCGGUGGAUGGAAGUCAGAACCCCAGCAAAGCAGAGCUGUCCAAAAAGAAACGUGAGGAGAGGAGGAAAGAGCUGGAGGCCAAACGAGCGGAGAGGAAAGCUGCUAAAGGUCCUCUAAAGCUGGGAGCGCGCAAACUGGACUGAUUCUGAUCCCAGUGGGAACGGAGAGGCUGGAUCAUGGACCAUGGUGGAGUAGAUGGAGGGUCCACCAAGAGAGAGUCCCUUAAACGAGGAAAAAGAGGUUCCUGUUGGCCACUGAUGAACUGAUGGUUUUGGGUUUUCUGUCCUUCCUCAUUAAUGAACUGAUGAAGAUAAAGAUGGAGACAGAAAUCCAACAGACCUGAAGAAAAGAACCUAAAGCUGCUGUUAUACAGUAAAUGUAUAUACCUGUUGCAUCUUGUCUUUAAAAUAUGUUGUUGUUUUUUAAAAGACAUAUAUCAAAGUUCUAAAUCAAAUGUAAUAAGAUGCUGAAUGUUGUCAAUAUACGUACGCAGACACACCAUGGAGAGGACUGUUUCAGUUCAGCUCUGGCUGUGCAUGCCCUCAUUACAAAGAAAACCCACCAAGGCGUUGUCUUUACUUUGCACAUUUAACACUGUCUUACUGUUUGUGAGUGGGUGCAGACUGUAAAAGGAACAGCGUGGUUACAGAGACACACUGGUGGAAAAUCAAAGUCCAGUUUUGAGUCACAAAUGAUGUCUGCUGUCGGUGUCUGAAAUUAUGAGAGUAAAAGUUUGCCUCCUCAGG